UUAAAAAAAAAAAUCUUAAUUUAAAUAAUAUAAUAAAAAUAUGGAUAUUAUAAAUAUAACAGAAGACAGUGGAAUAACUAAAUAAAUUUUACAACCAGGCCACGGAGACGAACAUCCUUAAAAAGGCUAAACCGUUGAAGUUCUUUAUGUCGGAAAACUUUUAGACGGGACCUAAUUUGACUCAAAUACAAACCGAGAAGAUCCUUUUUCUUUUACAAUUGGCGAAGGAUAGGUAAUAAAAGGUUGGGAUUAAGGUGUAGCUUCAAUGAAAAGAGGCGAAAAGGCUUUAUUGACAUGUACAGCUCCUUAUGCUUAUGGAGAAGCAGGAAGUCCACCAUAAAUACCUCCAAAUGCAACAUUAUAAUUCGAGGUGGAAUUGUUAAAUUUCAAAGAUAAGGAAAAGACUAAAUGGGAUUACAGUUUAGAAGAAAGAGCAGAAAUAGGUAAGAAAUAUAAAGAAGAGGGCAAUUAGGCAUUUAAAUAGGGAAAAAUGGAAGAAGCUGUAAAAUUAUAUGAUUAGGGAAUAGAUUAUGUUGAUUUUGGAAAUGAAGUUAACGGAAGCACUGAAUUAAGGAUGACUUUGUAUUUAAAUUAAAGCGCAGUUUUAAUGAAAUAACAAAAAUGGGAAAAAGUGGUGAAAAAUUGUGAUAUUGUAAUAGAAAAAUAGCCAGUAAAUGUCAAAGCACUUUUCAGAAGGGGAAAUGCCCGUUUAAAUUUAGGUGAUUUAGAUUAGGCGAAAGCUGAUUUAACUAAAGCACAUGAUUUAGAUAAGGAAAAUUAGGAAAUUAUUAGUAGUUUAAGGGUUUUGGCUAAUAAAUAGAAGGAACUUGUUUAGAAAUAAAAGAAAAUGUGGGGAGGGCUUUUCGGAUAGAGCUAUUAUGAAGAUGAAAAAUAGGAGUUUUCAGAUAGUUCUAAUCCUAGAGUAUUUUUUGAUGUUCAGAUCGGGGAGGAAAAUCCGGAAAGAAUAGAGUUUGAACUAUUUAAAAAUAUAGUGCCGAAAACUGCCGAAAAUUUCAGGGCGUUAUGUACUGGAGAAAAAGGAGUUGGAAAAUAAGGAAAAUAAUUAAGCUAUAAGGGAAGCAUUUUUCAUAGACUUAUUAAAGAUUUUAUGAUAUAAGGAGGAGAUUUUACUAAUCAAAAUGGAACUGGAGGAGAGUCUAUAUAUGGAGAAAAAUUCAAUGAUGAAAACUUCAAAAUAAAACACACGGCAAGAGGAUAACUUUCUAUGGCUAAUUGUGGACCAAAUACAAAUGGUAGUCAAUUCUUUAUUACUUUUAAAAGUACACCACAUUUAGAUGGAAAACAUAUGGUGUUUGGAUAAGUUUGUAAAGGAUUGGAAGUUUUGGAUAAAUUAGAAAACUAAGAAGUGGAGGGAGAAAAACCCAAAAAAAGUAUUAAGAUUAUAGAUUGUGGGUAGAUAUGAUAAUAUUUAAUCUAUCUAUAGAUAUUAUAUCUAUAAAUAUAUAUAUAUAUAUAUAUAUAUAUAUAUAUAUAUAUAUAUUCAUUUUUAUAUAUAUAUAUUAUAUUUAUUAAUAUAAAAUUAAAAUAAAUAUAAAAUAAUAAUUUUGUUUUUAAUUCAAUAUAUUUUAUUUAUUAUAUUUUUAUUAGAUAUUAUUAUAUCUAUAUAUUUCAUU
Messenger RNA from Ichthyophthirius multifiliis, 1634 nucleotides. RefSeq names its product peptidyl-prolyl cis-trans isomerase, putative. Gene Ontology annotation, biological process: protein folding; protein peptidyl-prolyl isomerization. Gene Ontology annotation, molecular function: peptidyl-prolyl cis-trans isomerase activity; protein binding. The record is from RefSeq and is a predicted model, not a curated record. The transcript has a single exon. Lineage: Eukaryota; Ciliophora; Oligohymenophorea; Hymenostomatida.